CUCCUCCUGCUCCUGCUCCUGCUCCUGCGCGGGCUGCAGAGAUAGCCAGAAACCAAGAGGGGAUGAUAGGGAGAAAGAGAGACCUGCGGCACUGCUUCACCACGUGUGAAGCUUUCCCCCAGCAGGGUCAAUAAACCACAGCGCCAUAAAGCAGGAGAGGAAAAUGGCAUUCCGGAAAGUAAACAUCGUCAUCCUGGUGUUGGCUGUUGCUCUCUUCCUACUGGUUUUGCACCAUAACUUCCUGGGCCUGAGCAGCUUGCUAAGGAACGAGAUUUCAGAUCCAGGAAUUGUGGGGCUUCAGUCCAUAGAUUUUGUCUCAGCUGGCCCCCGACAUGUGAUAGACAGGAGACAAGAGGACAUUCCUGUGGUCAUUGCUGCAUCUGAAAGUAGGCUGGGAGGGGCCAUCGCAGCCAUUAACAGCAUUCAGCACAACACUCGCUCCAAAGUGAUUUUCUACAUCGUUACACUCAACGAUACCGCAGACCAUCUCAGAUCCUGGCUCAACAGUGAGAUCCUGAAGAGUAUCAGGUACAAAAUCGUGAAUUUUGAUACUAAACUUUUGGAAGGCAAAAUUAAGGAAGAUGCUGACAAGAGGGAAUCCAUUAAACCACUAACUUUCGCAAGAUUCUACUUGCCAAUUUUGGUUCCUGAUGCAAAGAAGGUCAUAUAUAUGGAUGAUGAUGUCAUCGUGCAAGGCGAUGUUCUUGCCCUAUAUAACACCCCACUGAAACCAGGCCAUGCAGCUGCAUUUUCAGAAGAUUGUGACUCUGCCUCUACCAAAGUCGUCAUCCGCGGAGCAGGAAACCAGUACAAUUACAUUGGAUAUCUUGAUUAUAAGAAAGAGAGAAUACGCAAGCUUUCCAUGAAGGCCAGUACCUGCUCAUUUAACCCGGGAGUUUUCGUUGCAAACUUGACAGAAUGGAAACGACAGAAUAUAACAAGGCAGUUGGAGAAAUGGAUGAAGCUCAAUGUCGAAGAAGGGCUGUACAGCAGGACACUGGCUGGCAGCAUCACGACCCCGCCUCUGCUCAUCGUGUUCUACCAGCAGCACUCCACCAUUGACCCCAUGUGGAACGUACGCCACCUUGGGUCCAGUGCUGGGAAACGAUAUUCACCCCAGUUUGUAAAGGCCGCCAAGUUACUCCACUGGAACGGGCACUUCAAACCAUGGGGAAGAACGGCUUCAUAUACGGAGGUUUGGGAAAAAUGGUAUAUCCCAGACCCAACCGGCAAGUUCAGCCUCAUCAGAAGGCAUACUGAUACCUCCAAUGUAAAAUAAAAUGCUGACUUAUACUAUAAAGCAUUUCUCAGGAAGCCCUGGAAGACAGUAUGGUCUCAACGUGUAACUGCAGCAGCCCAUUGGCAAAGGGCAUUUCACCUGGCCAAGAGGACAGAUUCCACAAUCUGGUGGCCGGCUUCCCAGACUAUGAUGUGUUUCCACCUGCCCCACCAGAUGCUGCUUGCUACAGUGCUGAGUGAAUUUAGAUGGACGGACUGAUGGAACUGGUACAGCUAGUUAAACAACACUACUUCUACCUGUGGCCUGUUCUAUAAAUAAACACUUAAGUUUUUAA
This is a messenger RNA of Erinaceus europaeus (western European hedgehog), 1574 nucleotides long. RefSeq names its product glycosyltransferase 8 domain containing 1 (gene GLT8D1). The transcript has 11 exons. Gene Ontology annotation, cellular component: Golgi apparatus. Gene Ontology annotation, molecular function: glycosyltransferase activity. The record is from RefSeq and is a predicted model, not a curated record. Bases 164 to 1279 code for a protein of 371 amino acids. NCBI's taxonomy places the organism in Eukaryota, Metazoa, Chordata, Mammalia, Eulipotyphla, Erinaceidae.